AUAAAUCCUUCCAGAGAGAAAGAAAGAAAGAGAGAAAGCGAGAAAGAACGCAUACCAUUCUCGAAAUCCAGAGAAAUACGAUGAGCUGCUCCGGUUCAUGGAUGGCAGCGCCUUCUCCUCUCAAUCUCUCGCCUCCAUCGCCGCUCCAGAGUAUCAAGCAUGGCGUCUCCCCCUCCUUCCUCUGCUGCGCCCUUGGUUCCGAACCAAAACCCCGCUCCAUCCUCCAUGAUUCACUCGAAGCCGCUGGGAUUGAUACGAAGCACUCUAGGGCGGCGAGGGAGGGGUUUUGUGAGCAGAUUGGGAGGUUGACGGAGAUCAAUGGGGAGAGUAGCAUCGCUAUCAGCAAAGGACCGGACCUUGCCCGGACGGCGCUGUAUAUUGCGGCAGAAGAUGACUCGUUGGUUUCGCAUUCGUCCGUGCCGUUGCCCGUGGAGGCUUUCAUUGAGAGGCUUGAUGAUCUCUCCAUGGGGUUCUGCCCGCUUUAUAUGCCCCCUUCUCACUCUCCUCCGGAGGUUUUCCUUGCGAAUCUGGAACGGUACUUUUAUAUUCACAAGGGUUUUCACAGACCGACUGUCAUGUCAGAUUCUAGAGCGUUGUAUCUUCAUUCGGUUUUGACUUGCCGACUUGGAUCUGCAGUCAUGCUGUCACUUGUUUAUUCAGAGAUGCUGAAAAUGCUACGUAUUUGUGGAUUUUUAGAUUUUGAUGUGGAGAUUUACUUUCCCCAUGAUUUGUUCAGUCUUCCCAGAGGUUAUCACAAACAAAAGAGCAAGUUGUCAGAUCAACCUCAUAUAAUGACAGCAAAGUCACUGCUGGUGGAGAUAUUGAGGGAUUUGAAGGCGGCUUUUUGGCCAUUCCAGCAUACUAAGUCUAAUAGCCUUUUUCUAAGAGCAGCUUAUGCUGCAAACCAUGUUAGUGGGCCUAGCUUUACUAGUGAAAGUUAUUCUGAGCCACAUGCCACUGUAAGUGGUCUAGAGAUAGCAUCUGCAAAAGCUGCUCAACAUAGGAUAGAGCGUGGAGUUUGGACCAGUGUUCGUUUUGGUGAUAUGCGGCGAGCUUUAUCAGAUCCUAUUUGUUAUGUUUCAUUAGCACUGAUCCGUCAUAGCUGAACCAAAUUUAGUCUGAUCUGGGUGUGGUUGAUGCCAAGAUAGCAUAACGAAACAGUGCCUGCUAUACCAGUCAUGUAUAUCAGAAGCCAUCAUCAUGAUGGAAGCAAACUAUAUUGAAAUUCCUUGUGUGAGGUACAACAAGAGGAUUGAAUCUUCAUCACAAUCAGUAUUUCAAGUCAAAGAAAGACUAGUAUAUAUAGACUACUGAUUUAAAUUUCAAUAUUUGAAAUUCAAGUUUAGCAUCAAGAAAUUCCUUCUUGUUUGAUUCUCACAUUACCCUGUUAGAUGAGAAAAGCAUUCCGAACAGCUAAAUGUUCCCUAAAAUAAGUAUACGUGUGCUCAACAUGCUUAGGAGAUAAAAUCAAUCCCUUUGCAUCAGUCAUAAUGUAACAUGAUUUCAUGUUGAAUAAGGACCACAAAAUUUGAUUUGGUGUGCUGUAGAGCACCAUAUUUGUGAGAUUCAUAUGGCUUGAAUUCAACUGUCUCCACCUAGAACGCAUCACAUAUUACUUGUGUUAGGUGGACCUCAUCUGUGAAAUAUUUGACAAUGGUCAAGACGCCACUUGAUAACAUAAAAAGCAGACAAGUGCCCCCACUAUACAAAGGAAAGAAAUACCAAGGGGCUCAAGAGAGACCCCACCGCCCCCAACACACCCACCCACUCACUCCCAUAAACUCUUGUGAUGAAGUGGACUAAAUGCAAUUUGUAGGCAUUUGUCUUGUGAUGAAGAUCUGGUAGAAUGAUGGCAAGACUCUUGUUCUCAUCUAAUUGUAUUUCGCUUUUCUGUUUCGAUAGCAUGUGAGCGGCUUAUCCUCCUUGCAACUGACUACCGUGAACUGAGAGACUAUGCAGUUCUUCUGUACCAUUGUGGGCAUUAUGAACAAUGUCUGCAUUACUUGAAAUUAUACAAAACC
Molecule: messenger RNA, 2021 nt
Organism: Dioscorea cayenensis subsp. rotundata (Guinea yam)
Lineage: Eukaryota; Viridiplantae; Streptophyta; Magnoliopsida; Dioscoreales; Dioscoreaceae
Exons: 7
Coding region: 81-1106 (341 amino acids)
Source: RefSeq, a predicted model, not a curated record